This is a messenger RNA of Pimephales promelas (fathead minnow), 4201 nucleotides long. It is a transcript of the gene bmpr1ab, whose product is annotated as bone morphogenetic protein receptor type 1Ab. NCBI's taxonomy places the organism in Eukaryota, Metazoa, Chordata, Actinopteri, Cypriniformes, Leuciscidae. Gene Ontology annotation, molecular function: transmembrane receptor protein serine/threonine kinase activity; ATP binding. Gene Ontology annotation, biological process: protein phosphorylation; cell surface receptor protein serine/threonine kinase signaling pathway; cellular response to growth factor stimulus. Gene Ontology annotation, cellular component: plasma membrane; signaling receptor complex. The record is from RefSeq and is a predicted model, not a curated record.
AUUGGAGAAUUGAAUCAGGGCUCAUCUCGUUACGUGCACGAGUGGAAUGCUCCCUCUACACAGAGGCACAACUACAGAGAAAAGAACGAAAGAAACUAGAGAAAAACGUCUACGAAACCAGGAGAAAAUCUCACCACAGAGAGUGUCCAUAAUUCACGUUUUGAAGUAGACCUUCGUCACGAGUCAUAAAUCCUAAUUUGCAAGGAUUUUGAGUUGAAUUAGCGGCUUCAUCUAAAAGGUACUCAGAGGAGUUUGUGGCUUUACCUUGAUUAACAGUAACUGCUCCUCCUGACUCAUGAGUACCCCGGAUCAUGAUGUACUGCCACACUUGCUACCCUGUGAGGGUCUUAAACAAGAGGAGGCUGUAAAGAGGCCUUGAAGUCUUCAUCACACUCGCAUACUCUUCCUUAGUCUACUCGCAUUCAUCGCUAAUUAGUCACUUCGUCUUCAAAGUGGCAGAGUACGACACAACCAAGACAGCCAUACAGCGUUGUAUCCAAGCCAGCAUCAUGAAAGACACCUCCAUGGUCGUCGUGUUUGCCGUUUUUGGAGCUGCCGUCCUCCUCUCACUGCCAGCUGAGGGUGGGCAGAACCCAGAUUACAUGCUUCACGGCACUGGGGUCAAGCCCGGAUCGGAUCCAAAGAGACCCCAUACUGGGGACGGGUCCACCGUUGCCCCCGAGGAUGCUGCCCGCUUCCUUAGCUGCUAUUGCUCGAUCCACUGCCCCGAAGAUGCCACAAACAACACCUGCGAGACGAACGGCCAGUGUUUUGCUAUUGUAGAGGAGGAUGAGCACGGCGAGGCUAUCCUCACCUCCGGCUGCAUGAAGUACGAGGGCUCCCACUUCCAGUGCAAGGACUCUCCUAAUGCUCAGCCCAGACGGACCAUUGAGUGCUGUUCCACAGAUUUCUGUAAUAGAGACCUUCAGCCCACACUUCCACCUCCUAUUCCAGGAAAGCCUCAGUUAUGGAACGCCCACUUGCUGGCCUUUCUGAUCUCCGUGACAGUGUGUUGCUUCACUUUGGUGGCCAUAACUGUGGUGUGUUACUACAGGUAUAAGCUACAGACGGGACGGAGGCGGUACCAAAGAGAUCUGGAGCAGGAUGAGGCCUUCAUCCCAGUAGGAGAGUCUCUUAAAGAUCUUAUUAGUCAGUCAAGCACUGGCUCUGGUUCAGGGCUCCCCCUGCUGAUCCAGCGCACCAUCGCUAAACAAAUUCAGAUGGUACGUCAAAUCGGAAAGGGUAGGUAUGGAGAAGUGUGGCUCGGUCGCUGGAGAGGAGAAAAGGUGGCGGUGAAAGUGUUCUUUACUCGUGAAGAGGCCAGUUGGUUUAGAGAGACCGAGAUUUACCAAACUGUGCUCAUGAGACACGAGAAUGUACUCGGCUUUAUAGCUGCAGAUAUUAAGGGCACGGGGACAUUCACUCAGCUUUUCCUCAUCACGGACUACCAUGAGAACGGCUCUCUCCAUGACUAUCUGAAAUACACCACCCUGGACACACAGGCUCUGCUGAGGUUGGCCUACUCUGCAGCCUGUGGUCUGUGCCACCUCCACACAGAGAUCUACGGCACACAGGGCAAACCUGCCAUCGCUCACAGAGACCUAAAGAGCAAGAACAUCCUCAUAAAGAAGAAUGGCACCUGCUGCAUUGCUGAUCUGGGCCUGGCUGUGAAAUUCAACAGUGACACCAAUGAGGUGGAUGUCCCUCUGAGCACAAGGAUGGGAACACGGCGGUACAUGGCACCAGAGGUUCUGGAUGAGACCCUGAAUAAGAACCAAUUCCAAGCAUACAUAAUGGCUGAUAUUUACAGCUACGGUCUCGUUGUUUGGGAGAUGGCCCGCAGAUGCGUGACAGGAGGUAUUGUUGAGGAGUAUCAGUUGCCAUACUGGGACAUGGUACCUUCAGAACCGUCCUAUGAGGACAUGAGGGAAGUGGUAUGUGUCAAAGGCAUGCGGCCAGUGGUGUCUAAUCGCUGGAACAGUGACGAGUGCUUACGGGCCAUGCUAAAGCUUAUGUCUGAGUGCUGGGCCCACAACCCCUCCUCUCGCCUCACUGCUCUUCGGGUCAAGAAAACACUUGCCAAAAUGGUUGAAUCACAGGAUAUCAAAAUAUGACCAGUUUUCCCUCCAUAUGCCAGUCUGAGAUAUAUCAUGGAGAUGUUUAUGCUCGAUUUAUGAACUAUUGCCUGUGACCUGUGGGAGCGCUGCUGAGCAGAACAUUUGCCUCCCUGUCUGGCUGUAAUUCCUCGUCCUGUUGCAGUUAGGCUCUUAGUGUCAUGUAGCACCCUCUGCUGGACAGUAUGUGCCAUAACGCAUCCACGAGGAAGUAGGGACAACUGUUCAACAGACAUCAGUACUCACACCAUACCCAUCGCCACCAUUUUUCCUUCUUCAGACACUCUUAUAUAUUGGGGGAGAAUUGAAGAGCAUAUGGUGCUUUCUGUGAAAGCUGUGUAACACAAUACAUUUGUAUGGAGGAGUGGCAAGGUUGCACCAUUUGCCAUGGGAGCAUAGUAAUGGAGCCAUUUAGGAGAAGGCUUGAGGCUCUGUUAUUGACUGACUUGAGAGGUGGGCAUAUUUGUGGUGAUAUUUGGACCGAACCAGCCAUAUGCUUGGGAUGUGCUCCACUAUGGCUAGUUUCAAAAUGGUUUAAUAGUUUAAUUCAAAUAACUCACUUUGUCAUUUCCCGUUAACUAUAUUAAUAUUUUAAUCAAUAGCCUUUUUGAAGAAUUAUUCCUUCAACUGCUUUCCUUUCUAAGAAUCUGUCCAUUAGAUGUUCAAAUACAAAACUGGGUGUUAGCGAUAGGGUUUUUUACUUUUGCAAAGACCCGGAAUGGAUUUGUUGUUAGAAAUAGAAGGUUCAGGUAUAAUGAGUAAUGUGAUCAUAACUCCAGCUCUGGCAUGAAGAAUUGAAGUACCAUCAGUCAAAUAUUGCCAGCACUGCAGCCAUAAAAAAAUCUAUUCAUCUAUAAGAUAUUGUGACUUUCAAUCACCCAGAAUGGCAGAUCUAACCUGCCUUAUCGCAGACGUGUCGGUGCAAAUGGAUGCCUUCUGCUCCCAAAUGCCUCAUAACCAUUGUUUUGUUUUAUCCUACAGCCUUCGAGUCAACCUCAGUAUAUCACAUCUGAUUUUUUUUUUUUUUUUCAGUGUCAGAUUGGAUUGCUGUUUUCAAUGCCUCAUUUGAACUGUUUUGCCUUGAAUCCAAUGUUGUGACGCUUGGAAAUCAUUUGACUCAUAAAUGUCUAAUGUGAUUGAAAAAUGCAAAUGCAUGUGCUAUUUAUUCAUGUCAUGUCAUGUAGUAUGAACUAUUGUGGUAAGAUACUUUUACUUGCAGGACUAUUAACACUGUUCUUGCAAAUGACUUUCUCAAUGUUUUUACUGAGCAGCUCAACCUUACAAAUACUAGUAAUAGUAAACUUUAAAAUGAAAUUCUACAUUUAAUGACUUCCUAUGAAAGUGUGGGUGUGAAUUAUCAUUUUUCAUUGUUCUAACGUGUAAAACUAGACCUUUAUCUAUAAUUUAGUCAGGACAGGCGACUUAAGUUCACCUUUCACAUGAACAUUUUUCCCCAUAACUUAUGAGGUCAUGUGAACACAUUUUUCUUUUUUGCAAGCUUAGUCAAUGAUUUGAAUCAUGCAAUACAUUAUUAGCACUUGUGGGGAAUUCAGGUUUAACUUCAAAACCAGGGUCCUUUCCCUCUGAAACACGUUGGCCAUUUCUUGAAGAUCAGGUUAUUUCAUGGGAGUGUAUUUAUGCCAGUGAUUUAUAGCUGCCUGUGAAAUUUAAGUAAUGAAGAUCUCAUUCCACUUCUGCAUUUCUACAAAGGUACAAGGAAAGAGAGAGAGAGGUACUAAAACUUUUGCUUUGAAGAUUCAGAUCUUGCAUUGCUUGUGCGUGUCUUUUCUCAUUGUUUGGGCUGCAGUUUUGUGCUCAAGCCUAUUCUGUCCAUUACAAUCAUGCAAGUUAACUGAUUUAAGCUUAUCUGUUUAGAUAAAUGACACAAUUUGUUUUUUGUCCUAAUUGUUUAAUGUGUAAGGAAAUAUGUAAAAUGGCCUGAAUAAUAUGAACCUUUUUUUUAACUGUAUUGUGCACAGUAUCUGGUUUUAAGAGAUAUGCCUUAUGUUUACCAAGAAAAGCUGUUCUGUACACAUAAUUAGUCCAAUGUAUCCAUUUUUAAGUAAAUUACCUUAUUUUAGUACACA